Molecule: messenger RNA, 3703 nt
Organism: Stegastes partitus (bicolor damselfish)
Lineage: Eukaryota; Metazoa; Chordata; Actinopteri; Pomacentridae
Product: diacylglycerol kinase zeta-like
Exons: 32
Coding region: 338-3382 (1014 amino acids)
Biological process (GO): phospholipase C-activating G protein-coupled receptor signaling pathway
Cellular component (GO): plasma membrane; glutamatergic synapse
Molecular function (GO): protein binding; ATP-dependent diacylglycerol kinase activity
Source: RefSeq, a predicted model, not a curated record
UGGAAACUUCCUGGAUAUGGAGCCGAGUUCAGGCAGCGUGGGGAGCUGCGAGGCUGCAGCCUGGGAGGCUUAGACAGGCAGGAAGGAAGCCUCUCACCCCACCUCCUGCCCCGGCCUCCUUCCUACCCCGGGCCGAGGAGACGCUCCGCUUCCUGGUGUGAGCUCAAGAGCCGCGGCGCCGCUCGGAGACCCGCAGCUGGAAGUUGAAGGAGGAGGAGGAGGAGGAGGAGGAGGAUGGUGGAGGGAGACAGCGGCCGCCGGCAGCUGACCCCGCAGCAGCAGCAGCAGCAGCAGCAGCAGCAGCUCCUCCGCCCGUAGAGGAGCCACCGAGGCGGCCAUGGAGCAGCAGGAGGAGCCGCAGCCCGAGCAGCAGCAGGACGGAGCCGAGGAGGCGUCCAGCUCCACAUCCACCUCCACGUCGUCCCCCGCAGCCUCCAACACGGAGCCGCCCCCGGAGACCCCGGCGGCGCCCCGCUGCCAGCACAACAGCAGGACCUUCACCGGCCUCAGGAUCUUCUGCAGGAGGAAAGCCAUUGCGAAGUCGGGCCUUCAGCACGCCGGGACUCAGCCCAACGUGUCGACGUCUCAGAGCGACUCGCUGCAGGAGCUGAGCAGCAGCGUCGACUGGACCGAUAACGCCCAGUUCGGAGACCACAUCUGGUUUGAGACCAGCGGCUCCGGAGACUUCUGCUACGUCGGAGAGCAGUACUGCAUCGCCAAGUCUCUGCAAAAGUCCGUUGGGAGGAAGAAAUGUGCCGGAUGUAAGAUCUCGGUGCACACCAUGUGCAUGGAGCAGCUAGAGAAGAUUAAUUUCAGGUGCAAACCGUCGUUCAGGGAACCAGGAUCUCGAGCCAUUCGAGAGCCCAACGUUGUUCGACACCACUGGGUCCACAGGAGGCGUCAGACCGGGAAGUGUCGACAGUGUGGGAAGGGCUUCCAGCAGAAGUUUUCAUUUCACAGCAAAGAGAUCGUCGCCAUCAGCUGCUCGUGGUGCAAACAGGCGUACCACAACAAGGUGACGUGCUUCAUGCUGCAGCAGAUCGAGGAGUGCUGCUCUCUGGGCGCUCACGCUGCCGUCAUCAUCCCGCCCACCUGGAUCAUCAGGGUACGCAGGCCUCAGACGUCUCUGAAGUCCAGUAAAAAGAAGAAAAGGACGUCGCUGAAGUGCAACAAGUCGAGCAAGAAGGGAGCCGAGGUCCAAGAUGGCCGCUGGAAGCCCUUCCUGGUGAAGCCAGUUCCGUCUCAGCUCAUGAAGCCUCUGCUGGUGUUUGUGAACCCAAAGAGUGGCGGCAACCAGGGAGCAAAGAUCAUCCAGUCCUUCAUGUGGUACCUGAACCCUCGGCAGGUGUUUGACCUGACGAAGGGAGGACCAAAGGAAGGGUUGGAGUUGUAUGCCAAAGUGCCAAACCUGAGGAUUCUGGCCUGUGGAGGAGACGGCACGGUGGGCUGGAUCCUGUCGGUUCUGGACCAGUUGAAGCUCCGUCCUCCGCCUCCUGUCGGCAUCCUUCCUCUGGGGACCGGCAACGACCUGGCCAGGACCCUCAACUGGGGAGGAGGCUACACCGAUGAACCCAUCACAAAGAUCCUCUCACACGUGGAGGACGGAAACGUCGUUCAGCUGGACCGAUGGAACCUGAACGUGGAGGCGAAUCCAGAGGCCCGAACCGAGGAGAGGGACGAACACCAGACAGACAAGCUUCCAAUCGACGUCUUCAACAACUACUUCAGUCUGGGCUUCGACGCUCACGUCACACUGGGCUUCCAUGAAUCCAGAGAGGCGAACCCGGAGAAGUUUAACAGCCGCUUCAGGAAUAAGAUGUUCUAUGCAGGGACAGCCUUCUCAGACUUCCUAUCAGGCAGCUCCAAAGACCUCGCCAAGCACAUCAAAGUGGUGUGUGAUGGUACAGACCUGACAGCCAAAGUUCAGGACCUGAAGCUGCAGUGUCUGCUCUUCCUCAACAUCCCCAGGUAUUGUGCCGGCACCAUGCCGUGGGGUCACCCCAGCGAGCAUCAGGACUUCGAACCUCAGCGCCACGACGACGGCUGCAUCGAGGUCAUUGGUUUCACCAUGACGUCUCUGGCCACACUGCAGGUGGGCGGUCACGGCGAGCGACUCCACCAGUGCAAAGAAGUGACCCUCACCACCUACAAGUCCAUCCCCAUGCAGGUGGACGGCGAGCCCUGCAAGCUGGCUCCAUCCAUCAUCCACAUCAAUCUGAGGAACCAGGCCAACAUGGUGCAGAAGGCCAAGAGGAGGAUCUCCAUGCCCCACCUCAACGAUCAGCAGCCUGUUCCUGAGAAGCUGCAGAUCAGGGUGAACAGGAUCAGCAUGGCAGCAUAUGAGGCUCUGCAUUACGACAAGGACCAGCUGAAGGAGGCCUCAACGCCGCUGGGAGUCAUCACCGUCCCUGGAGACAGCGAUCUGGAGACCUGCCGUCUGCUCAUUGAGCGACUGCAGGACAACCUGGACCAGGACUGUGAUGAGAUGAAAGGAGAGUGUCUGUCUUCACAAAAACUCUCAAUGAAGUGGUGUUUCCUCGACUGUACGACUGCAGAUCGUUUCUACAGGAUCGACCGAGCUCAGGAACACCUGAACUACGUGACGGAGAUCUCUCAGGAGGAGCUCUACAUCCUGGACCCGGAGCUGGUCGCCAAGGAGACGGUGGGCACCUCCCCCGGCAUGCCAGACCUGGUGGACUCGGAGGAGCAUCAGGACCAGCAGAGGCAGUUCGCCUUCCCCUGCUCACCAACCUCCCCCACCUCCUCAGCCACACCCAGGGCCAGAGAAUUUCAGAGGAAGAGGAUUUCCAGUGACAGUUCGGUGGCCGAUGCUUUGUCCCAGAGCUCCUCGAAGACCACCCUCUGCAGGAGAGGAGCAAAGAUUAUCAAUGUCCAUCGCUCCAACACCACGCUGGCUGAUUUCAGACCCAUCAUUAGAUCUUCCACUGCUACCUCACAAGACCCUGAAAAAGAUGCAGAGCUAAUCAGCUGCAUCAAGGAUCAGGACCUGAACAGGCUGACGGAGCUCCACCAGCAGGGGGCGGACAUCCUGCUGCAGGACGCAGACGGCUGCACGCUGCUGCAUCACGCCGUGGAGGCCGGCUGCAAGGACAUCGUCAAGUACCUCAUUGAAAACGUGCCCACGUCUCACCUGGAUGUGACGGAGAAAGAGACAGGUGAGACGGCGCUACAUAAAGCUGCCACCAGCUGCCAGAGGAGCAUCUGUCACUUCCUGGUGGAGGCCGGAGCGUCGCUCAUGAAGACAGACCUGCAGGUAAACCAGCUCACCUGUGGUCAUAUUUGCAUUUCCUAUCCACUGUUUAUAGUCACAGAAACAUGUUGCGGUCACAGAAACAUGCAUGUCAUGGUUCCCCUUCACUAGCUAAUUACCCACAAUGCUUCCUGCUUGGCAACACAAAACUUGCCCGUCUUCUCUGGUACAGUCUUACUCCUGAUCCAGUGUUAGACCCCCGUCACAGAGUCUCCUGCAGAGCUGAGAGAACACCUGCUCACAGUCACUGGUACCAGUUCAACAGGAUGUGCCGGUUCAGUUUUCAUGUCUGGAGCUGCUUCAGGCGUCAUGUUAUGUAAAAACUCAUAAAGACACAAAGUGAGUCUUAAUGGAAGCCGGGAUUCCUCAAAUCAUUCGCAUGUUUCCACGACUACGUUUAUUUCAAAGACGACACGAAGAAACGUCUCGAAC